Meloidogyne enterolobii is the source of this 3144-nucleotide messenger RNA. The record is from the annotation of a GenBank genome assembly. Lineage: Eukaryota; Metazoa; Nematoda; Chromadorea; Rhabditida; Meloidogynidae.
GAAAUGUUUAUUUCUUCUCUAAAUUUAUUUUUAAUUAUUUUAAUUUCAAUAAUUUCUGGACAACAAUUAAACAACAAACCUCAACAAAAAAUUCCAGAAAUAGACCCAAAUCAUUUCCAGCCAAGUUUAAUUCCCUGUUAUCAAAAUAACAACCCAAAUUUCCCCCAAAAAUGCCUCCCUCAUUUUAUUAAUGUUGUUUAUAAUUUAAAUUUUGAGGUAACAAAUACUUGUGGAAUAUAUUCUCCAACAAAUUUUUGUAUGCAAACAGGGCAUCGUUUAAAUAAAUAUUGUGAUGUUUGUGACAUUAAUAUUCCCCAAAAGGCACAUUUACCCAAAUAUUUAACUGAAACAAUGGCCGAAGGAAUUAAAUAUCCCCAAACAAUUAAUUUAACAAUUAAUUUAAAUAAACAAUUCGAGAUUACUUAUGUUCAUUUAAAGUUUAUUUCUCCACGUCCUGAAAGUUUUGUUAUUUAUAAGAAAAAUAAAAAUAAUGGAAAUGAAUGGAUACCUUGGCAAUAUUAUAGUGGUUCAUGUCUUUCAACAUUUAAAUUACCAGAAAAAGCUCCAAUACUUCCCGGAAACGAAGCUAUAGCCCAAUGUACAAAAGAAUUUUCUGAUAUAUCUCCAUUAACUGGGGGAAGGAUUGCUUUUUCUACUUUAGAGGGAAGGCCUUCUGCUGAAAAUUUUGAAGAAAGUGAAGAAUUACAGGAUUGGGUAACUGCUGACCAAAUAAGAAUAUCUUUAGUUAGAAUGAAUACUUUUGGUGAUGAAAUAUUUGGAAAUAAAAAAGUAUUAAGUUCUUAUUAUUAUGGAAUUAGUGAUUUGGCUGUUGGUGGAAGGUGUAAAUGUAAUGGACAUGCAAAUAAAUGUAUUAAAUCAACAGGAAAAGGAUUACCUCAAAAAUUGAUUUGUGAAUGUCAACAUAAUACAAGGGGAAUAGAUUGUAAUGAAUGUGCUCCUUUUUAUUUUGAUAGACCUUGGAGGCCAGCAACUUCUUUUGAGGCUAAUGAAUGUUUACCUUGUAAUUGUAGUGGACUUUCUAAUAAAUGUUUUUUUGAUCCAAAACUUUUUGAAGAAACUGGACAUGGGGGACAUUGUUAUGAAUGUUUGGGGAAUACUGAGGGUGUAAAUUGUGAGCGUUGUCUUCCAAACCAUUGGCGUUCUCCAAAUAAUAAUUAUUGUAAACCUUGUAAUUGUAAUAUUAAUGGAUCUUUAAAUAAUGGAAAAUGUAAUGAAAAUAAUGGAAUUUGUAGUUGUAAAAAUGGAGUAACUGGGAAAUAUUGUGAUAAAUGUUUGGAUGGGUAUUUUGGGUUUGGAAUAAAUGGUUGCAAAAAAUGUUUAUGUAAUAAUUAUUCCAAUUCAUCUAUUUGUUCACCUUUAAACGGAAAAUGUUUUUGUAAAGAAAAUGUUGAAGGAGAAUAUUGUGAUCGUUGCAAACCCGGAUAUUUUUUAAUUAAAAAUAACAAAAAUAAUUUUGAAUGUUUUCCCUGUUUUUGUUUUGGACAUUCCUCCAUUUGCUAUUUAAAUAAUAAUCAACAAAAUUUUAUUAAAUUUAAUAUUUCCUCGAAUUUUAAAUUAAAUAAUGAUGAUUGGAAAGCUUUAAGUAUAGAAGCUAAUGGAGAAAUUAAAAAUUUAAAGGUUAAUUAUGAUUUUAAAAAUAAAUUAAUAUUUAUUAAACAAGAAUGCCCCUGGAAAAUUUAUUUUGUCGCUCCAACAAAAUAUUUAGGAGAUCAACGAUUCUCUUAUGGUCAAUAUUUAUAUUUUUCCUAUCACAAAUUAUUAGAAUAUGCCCCCCGAACUAGCACAGAAUUACAAUUAAUUGGAAGUAAAGGGGAUAUACUUUCAUUGUCUUUUAGUUCCCAACAAAAUCCAGACAUUUCUACAAAUAAAACUUAUUACAAAUUUAAAAUCCAUUCAAAUCCAAAAUAUCAAUGGAAUCCUCAAUUAAACGAAACUGAUUUUAUUAAAAUUUUAACAAAUUUAACAUCAAUUAGAAUACGUGCAACGUUUUUUCAAGGAGAUAUUGGGUAUUUGUCUGAUUUUGGAUUAAAUUCUGCUUUGGACGUUUUUGAUAAUAAAUAUUCUCCUUCUGUAAUUCAACAUUCUUCCUCUGCCAAUUGGAUUGAAAAUUGUAAUUGUCCUCCUCCUUAUUCUGGACAAUUUUGUCAAUUUUGUGCAGCCGGAUUUAAACGUGAAUUUCCCGGUCCAUUAUCUAAAUGUAUUCCCUGUAAAUGUAACGGCCAUUCUUUUGGUAGUAAAAUGUGUGAACCAGAAACUGCUGGAAAUACUUGUGAAAGAUGUGCUAAUGGAUUUUAUGGAGAUGCUUUGACUGGGACAUCAGAAGAUUGCAAACCGUUUAUUUACUCUAAAUUGCCAAAAAAUAUUUUUAGUUGUAACUGUCCUGGAGGGGGCGCCUGUAUUUAUUUAGACAAACAAUUAAUGUGUACAGAAUGUCCAGAAGGGUAUACAGGCCCUCGUUGUGAAUAUUGUUCUGAAGAUUAUUUUGGACACCCUUUAUUUGGAAAACCUUGUCAAAAAUGUGAUUGUAAUGGAAAUAUAGAUCCAAAUAAUAUUAGACAAUGUAAUUUAUUUACUGGACAAUGCCUUCAAUGUAUUCACCACACAACUGGCUGGAAUUGUGAGAAAUGUUUACCCGGAUUUUGGAAAGCUCCAAAUAAUUAUUUAUUUGGAGAUGAUAAAAUAAAUAAAAAUAAAUUUAAUUGUAUUCCUUGUAAUUGCCAUCAAUUGGGAACUAUUAAAAAUAAAAAAGGGAAAUUAUUUAGUUGUUCUCAAAUAAAUGGACAAUGUAAAUGUUUACCUAAUGUAAUUGGAAAACGUUGUGAAAAAUGUGCAAUUGGCUAUUUUAAUAUAUUUUCUAAAAAUGGUUGUCAACCUUGUAAUUGUGAUCCUUUAGGAAGUUUAGAUGUUACUGAAUGUGAUCAAAGAAGUGGGCAAUGUAAAUGUAAAAAUGGGGUUAUUGGAAUAAAUUGUGAUCAGUGUGCCCCUAAACAUUUUGGUUUAAAUUCUAGUGGAUGUACAAAAUGUUUAUGUAAUAAAAUUGGUUCUGAAAGUGUUGACUUUUGUGAUAUUAGAAAUGGGCAAUGUUUGUGUAAUAAUAAUGUUGAGGGAAUUUAUUGCGAGUAA